AUGGGACCAGCCGUCGAUAGACUUAAUUUACCUCAAAAACGAGCAUUACAUACAAAUAAAUUUUAUACUAAUCCACUUCUUGGUCCAGGUAGUAAUCCAAUAAUUACACAUCCAUUUGUACUUUUUAUGAAUCUUGAAUCACCUUAUGGUAUAUCAAUAUCAUGUACUGAACAAUUUGCAUUAGGACCACGAAUUGAUAGUACAAGACACAAUCAUGCUCCAGAAGCAAGCAAAUCUGAAGUUUUGAAAGCCUGCAUUCAAAUGAAGGAGGUGGGUCAAAUUAGCAACGAUCAACCUGCACGAAUCAUUAACGAUGUUAUUGCUACAACAUCGCGUGAAAUUCAACCGUGUUUACCACGAAAAGAUGCCGUAAGACGACAAAUCAAAAGAGCAAGACGUGUUUGUGACGAAGAACUUGAACCAAAAACUUUGGACGAUUUUAAAUUACCAGAUGCGUACUCUAUUACGCUCAAUGGAAUACAUUUUGCAAAAAACAUUACCGAAGGAACUGAAAGAAUUUUGCUGUUCACAACAACUGAAAAUCUUGAAUGGUUGCAAGAAGCGAAGUUUUGGAUUAUGGAUGAAACGUUUAAAACUGUUCCAACAUUAUUUCGGCAAUUGUACAGCAUUCACGCGCCUGUAGGUGGAAAUGUUAAUUUCCGAAUUGUUUCAUUAGUUUACGCAUUAAUGACGGUGAAAAGCGAAGAAUUAUAUGAAAAAUUAUUUCAAGAAUUAAAUGAAAUGGCAGAAGAACAUGAAUUGGAAUUAAAGCCAGACUUUAUAUUAACUGAUUUUGAACAAGGUUCAAUCAAUGCUGUAAAGUCAGAGUUUCCAAGUGCUCAAAGCAAAGGCUGUCAUUUUUAUUUAGGACAAUCAGUAUACAGACAAAUUCAAGAUGCAGGACUGACCAAAAAAUAUGGAACUGACCAAAACUUUAGUCUUCUUAUACGACAUAUUUCAGCUUUGGCUUUUUAA
Messenger RNA from Rotaria sp. Silwood2, 975 nucleotides. Lineage: Eukaryota; Metazoa; Rotifera; Eurotatoria; Philodinida; Philodinidae. The record is from the annotation of a GenBank genome assembly.